CUCCCCACGCCCCUUCUGCCUUGCCAUUGGCUAGCGAAGCAGAUGCUUUGCAGUCCUGGCUGCUGGUACUGCUGAGGCGGUUUCUGAGGUGCAGCAGCGACUCAGCUGUUAGAAGGCUAACACUGAGGAGGGCGAAGGGACCGCCUCCGUCGUGACCUCAUGUCCAAUUGUGCUACCUCCGUUGGGUGCCUAAUAGAGGUUGCCGGGUUUCUCCUCCACUGUCUCUUGAGGCGGUAACUGGGGAGGGGGAAAGAAGCGGCGGCGGCAGUAGUAGUGGCGUCGCCUCCCCCCCCCCUCCAUCCUCUGAAACAAAGGCGCCGUCAGACCCCCGCGGGCACCUGCUUUGCCCUUCGCUGCGAGAUGGCGUCGUUCAAUAUCGGGGGACUCAACGCCUCCUCUCGGAGGAGAAGCGUCCAUUCCCGCAACGCCACAGUCGAGAGGCGGAAUCUCAUCACCGUCUGCAGACUUUCUAUCAAGACACUGAUUGAUCGUUCUUGUUUUGAAACAAUUGAUGAUUCUUCUCCUGAAUUCAACAAUUUUGCAGCCAUUCUGGAACAGAUUCUAAGCCAUCGACUCAAGGGUCAAAUCACUUGGUUUGGCUAUGAAAGCCCUCGUAGCUUCUGGGAUUAUAUUAAAGUGGCUUGUCGCAAGGUUUCACAUAACUGUAUCUGCAGCAUUGAAAAUAUGGAAAAUGUCAGUUCUUCAAGAGCUAAGGGAAGAGCUUGGAUUAGAGUAGCGCUUAUGGAAAAGCACUUGUCUGAAUAUAUUUCCACAGCUUUGAGAGACUUCAAAACAACCAGAUUCUAUGAAGAUGCAGCAAUUGUAUUGGGAGAAGAAGCAAACAUGUUAGCUGGCAUGCUGCUGGGCCUUAAUGCCAUUGAUUUCAGCUUCUGCCUCAAGGGAGAGGGUUUGGAUGGCAGUUAUCCAGCUGUGAUAGACUACACACCGUACCUGAAGUUCACCCAAAGUUCCGACAGCAUCAGUAGUGAUGAAGAAGAGUUAAGGACACUUGGCAGUAGUGGCAGUGAAAGCAGUACUCCAGAAAAUAUUGGGCCACCUUUCAACAUGGAUGAGAACAGCUGUUACAAUAAAUGCAAACGGGUUGAACAGAAAUACCGUCUCACACUGGAGCAGAAGGGUUAUCUAGAAGAGCUAGUACGCCUUAGAGAGACCCAGUUGUCCGAAUCUAUCUCUCAGAAGAAGCUGUUGCGUCAGAAGAUAGAAGCUAUGGAUCUGGCUCAUAAAAUGGAAAAGGAACAACUUGAGUACAUCAUUGUGGAACUGCAAGAUCAACUUCUAUGGUAUGCACAAAGCUCUCCUCCAACACUGCAUUUCAAAACUGUGCUAAAGAAUAAUGAUUUAAGAUCAAGACAAGAAUUAACUACCCAUCUCACCAAUCAGUGGCCUUCCCCAGGAGCUCUGGAUGUUAAUGCUGUUGCCUUGGAUACGCUACUUUAUCGAAAGCAAAAUAAGCAAUGGGAUGAAAAGAGUUUUCAAAGCCUUGACCAGCUGUCUGCUGAUGUUAGCCUUUCUCAGGCAUCCCUGGAUCGAAGUCAUUUACAAGAUGGAGAUGAAGGAAAACAGGAUGGGAUAAAUUUACUUAGUGAAGGGAAAGAAGACACUCCUUCAUUACUUGGUCUCUGUGGCUCUCUGACUUCAGUAGAAAGUUACAAAUUUCUCACAAGUUUGAAAUCAAGUGAAUACCUUGCAAGUCCUACAACAGAGAUGACAAGCCCUGGACUAACUCCCUCUUGAGCAGAUCUAUAGAGAACACUUGGAUUUGUAUUCACUUGGCAUCCUGUAAUUUAUCUGCUUUCAAGACUCAUAAAACAUGCCAGUUUUUAAAAUUUGGUACUGUCCUUUUUAAUAACAUCUAAAAAACAAUGGCUUUGCAGGGUUUUUUAAAAGGACGCUUCUUGACCGGUAAAAAAAAUAUCAUGAUUUUCAGCCUUUUGAAUGUAAAGGCUUCUUUAAGAGAAAAAAGUGAUUAUCUUAGCUGCCAAAAUGAGUUUUCUCUGCAAGCAUACUUUCCUAAUUUCUUUAGAUAUGCAAACGUCUUUAGAUUUGCAAGGAUAAAUUUGAUUGGUAAGUAAAAAUAUUUGAAUUUAUUACAAAUAGCAAAAUAUUUGAACUGGAUUCUAUUGUGAUGGAUUAAAAUAACUAAACUAUAACAGUGGUAGCUAUGAGACCUACAUUUGAAUCUGCAGUAUACUGCAGGGUUCUGUUUUAAUUAGGUUACUAAAUCACUGUAUACUUUUCAUUAGGGUUUUCCAUGUAUUUGGCAUUCUGGAACACUGAACCACCUGCAGUGUACAGAAGGGAAAAAUUUGGAGAUGGUAUCCAAAUUGCUUGUGCUAAUGAUAUAAUUUAAUGUAAUGGUAGGAGACACUUGCAGAGAAAAGUAGUGUCACUAUCUAUAGCGGUUCCUUUUAAGAAUGUAUUUUUCUCCAAAAAAGCAAAUAUCACAAUAGACUUACAUGUAUAUUGUUUUUGUUAAAUAUUUUGGUUCACAUCUAUUUGUUCUGCUACUUGCUGUGUAUUAAAGUUUAAAUCAAGUGCUACUAGUCAGUAUCUUAAUGCUAGCCAUUUUUUAAGGUUUGCAGUUUAUCAAAUGCAACCGUCUCUACAGUGGAAUUAUUUUUUGUUAGCCAGCAUUACUUGGACUGAGUACAACUGUUAUAUGCAGUAAUUAAUUUUGUGUUAAAGCACUGAUGCACAUAGGCCCUCUAAACUUGAUGACUAUGAGGAAAUGCUUUUUUGUGCCAAAGAAGUUCCAUACAUUGUUUACUAAUGUGCAGCAACGUGUGGGAAUUUACAAUUACAGCUAAUUUUUGUACUGUCAGUUUGAUUACUUAUUUUGCCAAAAACAGAAAUGUGCCUCUUGUAAAACUUGCUGUAAAAACUGAUUUGUGAUUAGGAGAAAGCAGAUGAUUACAGAUGAAAUCCUUUGUGUUGGCAAGUUUACUGUAUUUCAUAUAUGCUGAGGUAAUUUAUGAAACAAGACAAGGCAACACUCCUGCUUUGCCAGAAGGUAUGCAACUACCUGAUAAAAGUAAUUUAAUGCAUGUUAAUUAUCUCUUGUAAAAUAGGUACCUUUUAGGAACAUGAGGAAAAAUAAUGUAUACAGCUAAGUUUCCAGAGAUGUAUAGAGUAAUGUUAGCUGAUUUCUAUGUAUGAAUUCUUAGGACAGGUUUAUCAUUGAUCUAGAAGCAUGACUUUGUCAUACCAGUUAUUGACUAGUUGGAGCAAGUGAAAUCAAAAUCUUUGCAGACUGUCUAAUAUGUGUAUGAAGCCAGUCAAAUCAAUAUUUGUGCAUGAAAAGAUUACCGUGUCUUGGUUCUGAAAUCUUGCCAAACUUUCAGAAUUUAAAAAUCUCAAAUUGUGCAUAAGUUGUGCAAACUUGCUCUGCUGUAUCAAAUGUUGCAUGUGCAUUAAACAUUUUGUACAUUACUACUUUAGUUGUACCUUUCUUUAUAACAAUCAUUUUAACUUGUACACCACCUUGAGGGGUAUUUUAAUAAGUGUUAUAUAAACAUUACUAUAAAUAAAUAUUGAGUCAAACAA
This is a messenger RNA of Rhineura floridana, 3564 nucleotides long. RefSeq names its product RUN domain containing 3B (gene RUNDC3B). NCBI's taxonomy places the organism in Eukaryota, Metazoa, Chordata, Lepidosauria, Squamata, Rhineuridae. The transcript has 12 exons. Bases 361 to 1755 code for a protein of 464 amino acids. The record is from RefSeq and is a predicted model, not a curated record.